AUGAUAUGGUACUUGCUUUAUCCACUUCGAGGAACAACAGAGGCUCCGUCAUUGUCGCCAUCAAAUUCUGUUCGUGUCGCAUUCACUCGCUAUGGUAAUUAUGUUGCACAACAUGUUAUCAUGGCGCUGUUGAUCUCUGGUAUCGUUGCCACCAUAUUGAUUUACCCCAUUCCCUAUCUCUUCACAGACGACUUCACAAACGGCGCUUCGAAUCUCCCGCAUCAUGUCUGGACUGUUGCGCGGCCACUGGGGAGAGACGCCGACGUCAUGCCAGAUAUAAUUAUGAGGUCUAUCUGGGUCCAUGGCGAUUAUAUGCAGGCACUGAACAAUGAACUGCUCAGCUCCGCUUUGGAGCUCCAGGAUGAGCUUCUUGGACCAACAGAAAGAUUCUCGCCCUCCGCAUCAGAGAUGCAGUGCAUAUCGUUAACGGACUCACGAAUCAGUCCUGGUUCUUUCACUCCCCGCUCCUCUACUGGGGAUGCUCGCGUCAGCGAAUUCUGGCAGACACAGAUCUGA
Akanthomyces muscarius is the source of this 516-nucleotide messenger RNA. RefSeq lists its product as uncharacterized. Gene Ontology annotation, cellular component: endoplasmic reticulum membrane; Golgi membrane. Lineage: Eukaryota; Fungi; Ascomycota; Sordariomycetes; Hypocreales; Cordycipitaceae. Gene Ontology annotation, molecular function: sterol binding. Gene Ontology annotation, biological process: SREBP signaling pathway. The transcript is spliced from 3 exons. The coding region runs from base 1 to 516 and encodes 171 amino acids. The record is from RefSeq and is a predicted model, not a curated record.